ACAUAGGAAAGAGGAACGAUGGGAAUCUUUUAGCUGUUAACGCGUCGGUAAAUAAAUACCAAGUUUCUUCGAAGAGUUUUCUUCUGCGAUCUUCAUCUUUUUUCUUUUUAUUUAUUUAUUUAUUUUUGACUUCUUUGGAUCGGUCGAUUGCCAUAUCGAUCGGUCCUUCUAUCUCUUCAAUAUCUCUUUGAAGGAAUCGGAGUUUCGGAGGUCUAGGAAAAGAAAUGGCAGGUGGGUUUGGGGAAUCAGCGAGCCAUUCUCCCCACAAUCCAUCUUGCUCCACCAGUAAUGCUAAUGGUGAUGCUGGUGAUUUUGAGUGCAAUAUUUGCUUUGACUUAGCUCAAGACCCUAUUGUCACUUUAUGUGGGCAUCUUUUCUGCUGGCCUUGCCUUUACAAAUGGCUUCAUAUUCAUUCCCGUUCUCAGGAAUGUCCUGUUUGUAAAGCCCUUGUUGAGGAACAAAAAUUGGUUCCCUUGUAUGGAAGGGGGAAAUCAUCUACUGAUCCUAGGUCCAAAUCUAUUCCGGGUGUUAAUAUUCCGAAUCGUCCAGCUGGACAGAGACCUGAAACGGCUCCUCCACCACCACCUAUUCAGUUUCCCCAAAAUGGGUUCGGGUUCAUGGGAGGCUUGGGAGGUUUUGCACCAAUGGCAACCGCUCGAUUUGGGAAUUUCACUCUCUCUGCUGCUUUUGGUGGUCUUAUCCCAUCCUUGUUUAACCUUCAGGUCCAUGGAUUUCCUGAUGCGGCUAUGUUUGGUCCAGCUGCUGGUUUUCCAUAUGGCUUUCCAAGUUCAUAUCAUGGUGGCCAUGCUCAUGGAUACCAUCAUCACCACCACCACCAUCAUCAUCGCACCGCACAAGGCCAGCAGGAUCAUUAUCUGAAGAUGCUGUUUCUGUUUAUCAUUGUUUGUGUUAUCUUUGCAAUGAUUUACCAAUAGACCAUAUCUGCUAUCAAAGCAUAAAUUGCUAACUUAUUUUAGGAGUGCCAAUCCGAUAUCUUGUGUAAAUCUAAUAAAUGCAUUUUCAUUUACCUUUUUGUCUUUUACUUAGUGAUUGAGGAAUUUUUUGUAUAGUACUUCCCCUGUUGAUUUUUGGUUCAUCUGUUGGUUCGCCUUUGUAUUUAUGCUUUGGAAUAUCUUUCGCUGUCCUCUAUGGCUGAAAAGCAUCAAUGUGUUUUAGCAACUACAA
Molecule: messenger RNA, 1185 nt
Organism: Gossypium arboreum
Lineage: Eukaryota; Viridiplantae; Streptophyta; Magnoliopsida; Malvales; Malvaceae
Exons: 2
Coding region: 225-935 (236 amino acids)
Biological process (GO): ubiquitin-dependent protein catabolic process
Cellular component (GO): endoplasmic reticulum
Molecular function (GO): ubiquitin-like protein conjugating enzyme binding; metal ion binding; ubiquitin protein ligase activity
Source: RefSeq, a predicted model, not a curated record